UCAGACAGAAAUCAGAGAAGAAGAAACAACUCAGACAAAAUGGCGGUGGGACAAAGCUAAGUGCUGUGCUAAUGUAAACAUUCACUAACUGUAGACUGCAGCUGGAGCGACGACAAGGUUACCCGAUAGCUUUUUGACAUCGCGAAUGAGAGUGUAUGUUGACACACAACUCGCGUAGCCAGCAUUGAGCAUGUUCAUUAACGCAACGUCACUUUAGCUAGUUAAGUGUUUACCGUAGCUAGCUUUGUAAUUAGCCUGGGUAAACAUUGGUAGCUAGCUGUAGAUUAGCUUGUUGAUUUCGCGUUUUUGAGCAUAAAACAAACUUUGCAGCGCGAACAUACUUCUAUAACGUUACGACAAUAAAAUACUAUUCCACAACGAGGAAGUUAUUGUUACUACGGGACACCGCUGUUUUGAGGGGAAAUUAUGUGUUAAAAUAACUUAAUUGCUCUGUCAGUUCAGUACAAUGAGAGUCAGCUGCUGGCUAUUAGCUAAAGUUAAUGCUAACAAAUACACAGGUCGAAGCCAGAUACAUUCACUUACACCAGAUCUAUUGCCCCCCCCCCCCCCAAAAAAAAAAUCUAAUUUUGGACUGUGCUAACUUACAAGAAAGAACUGUAGCGUUAUGCCAAAUUAGCUGGACGUGUGAUGAUAUGGACUUGAGCUCGGCUACGAAUCAAAGCCGUAGAAAGGUUUUAGCAAUCUUGAAUGGAUUACUGAGAAUGGGGACUGUCUUUUAUUUGCACACGAAAAUGCACCGUUUUGGUUGCAGGUCGUACUCACUGCUUUCGUUGUUUAAGUUUUCUGUCUUGUGGUCUCUCCAGCAGUCUCUUUGGUGAAGGAUGAUGAGCCAGCGGCGUGGGAUUCAUCUGGACCAAUCAGAGCUGCUUUGCAAGAAAGGAUGUGGUUUUUAUGGCAACACUGGUUGGCAGGGCCUGUGCUCAAAGUGCUGGCGAGAGGAAAAUCAGCGAGAAAAGCAAAAACAGAUUCAAGAAGAUUGGGCACUUGCUGAGAGGCUGCAGAGAGAGGAAGAGGAAGCUUAUGCAAGCAGACAUCAGAAGGCCCAGUCACAACCUAUCACACCCUUCAGCAAGUUCGAGGAAAGAAAAACCAAGGAAAAGUACAGCAAAGUCAACACAGUCACAAAGUUUUUUACUCCUUCCUCAAAAACACCACCCAAAAAAGAUGCUGCUCCUUUUGACACGCAGUCCAGCCCGAGCCCCAGCUCCUCUACAACCCGACAUUCCUCUGUGGACAGUGACCAGGCAACACGAGAGUUCAUUGACUUUCUCAAGCCUCUGAAGCCUGGCAGGGAGAUCUUCAAACAGUGCCGGGCCUUCACUGAGAGCAUGGUCUACAAGCGGGACAUGGGUGCAGAUGAGCUGUCAGAGUGUGUGCAGGACUUCUACCAGAACCUCUCAGAACGCCUCCAGACCCAGUUCAGAGGUUCGUCAGACCAUGUAGAGAGCAUUAUGGAUGAAGUUGAGAAGUACAUGAUGACUCGUCUCUACAAGGAGGUUUUCUGUCCUGAGACCACAGACGAUGAGAAGAAAGACCUGGCCAUUCAGAAGAGAAUUAGAUCCUUGCAUUGGGUCACGAUUGAGAUGCUGUGUGUUCCUGUAGAUGAGGAGAUCCCUGUGGUGUCUGAUAGUGUAGUCAAAGCCAUCACCGAUGUGAUUGAAAUGGAUUCGAAGCGCGUGCCCAAGGACAAGCUGGGGUGCAUCACUCGCUGCAGCAAGCACAUCUUCAACGCUAUCAAAGUCAGCAAGAAAGAGGCUGCGUCUGCGGAUGACUUCCUCCCCACGCUCAUCUACAUUGUGCUAAAAGCAAACCCUCCGCGACUGCAAUCUAACAUCCAGUAUAUCACCCGCUUCAGCAACCCCAGCAGACUCAUGACUGGAGAGGAUGGUUACUACUUCACUAAUCUGUGCUGUGCGGUGGCCUUCAUUGAGAAGCUGGAUGGCCAGUCUCUGAACCUAAGCUCUGAGGAGUUUGAGCUCUACAUGUCGGGCCAGGCAUCCCCUCACUGGCCACAGGCCACUGGGGCUUCCUCCUGCUCCUCAGGCAGCGCGGCUCUCAAUCAGGUCCACAAACGGCUGGACCUUCUUACAGGGCUCGGGGAAAGGCAGGAGAGGGUCAUGGAGAAGGCUCGCCAGCUGGAGAGCGACCUCAUCGACUGGACGGACGAAGUGGAACAAAAGGUGCAGAGCGUUCUGGAGAGCUUUCCACCAGAAACACAAAACACUCCUGCAACAGCCAGUGGGCCAACCUCUGCGGCUUCAUCAGCAAUUGACGCUGAUAACGUUGAGAAUGAGCUCCUGCCCCCACCACUGCAACCGCAAGUGUUUGCUGGUUGAUGUGAAGUGCUCUGCUCUAAAUAAAAUUUCCUUAGAGGCUUUAUUCCACCCUCCCCCUUUUCCCUGCUGUCUGUAUGCACAUAAAAAAGACAUCCAAUAUGGAUCCCAUUUCAGCUCCAGACAUCUCUAUUCCAUCCAUCCAUUGUCCUAGAGAACCUGGAACUACACUAUACAGAUUUAUUAAAUUAAAGGAAUAGUUUAGCAUUUUAGGAAACACUUUUUUCGCUUUCUUGCAAUGUUAGAUGAGAAAAUUAAAACCACUCUCGUGUCAUGGUGAAUAUGAAGCUACAGCCGGUUAGCUUUUCUUUAGCAUAAAGGUUCAAAACGGGGAAACCGCUAUCCUGGCUCAGUCCACAAAAAUCCACCCAUCACACCUCUAUAGCACAGAAAUUAACACAUUAUAUGUUGUCUGUUUAGUUCAUACAAAACAUAUCUAGUUCGUUCAAAGGUGACUUGUUGCUUUGUGAGCUUUAAGGGUGCUAGUGGCUUCGAGUCUGUGCUAGGCUAAGCUAAGGUAACAGUCUCUGGGCUUCAGCUUCGUAAUAACGGAGAGAUGCGUGAGUGGUAUCGAUCUUGUCAUCAAACUCAGCAAGAAAGUGAAUAAGCAUUUCCCAAAAUGUCCCAGAGAGAGUCCCAGAGGCAAAGUAUACUCCAUGCCUUUUGUUAUGGUUGAUCAGUCAAGGCUCCAACGUAGCACCUGUGGUAACACAUUCUGCAGUUUCAGGAUAAGCAGAUUUGUACUGACCCAGCCAUUUACUUGGUUUUCCCAGGAUAUUUGGGAAAUAUUCUCCCAUAUAACCCCCCUCACCCCACACCCCAGCCCCUGCUUCUGACUGGUGCUUCCCCCGAGUGAGAUGUGCAGGGAAACCUUCCACAGAGUGGCAUCCAGGAAGAAUCCUGACAAGAUGCCCAGCCCACCUCAACUGACUCAUUUUAAUGCAAAGGAGCAAACUGUCUCCACUCCGAGCUCUUCCUGAACACAUCUGCUGGUCACCCACAAUGGCGUCUUCAGUACCUCAGUACUUCUUGGUCCUUGUUGUUACAUUUGUGCAGGAUAAAUGUUUGGAUGUGAUUUUUAAAACAUGAUUUUUAAAAGAUAUUUCUGUCAUUAUUCACCACUUUUCAGACAAGGUUUUUGUUAUUUUGUUGUGAUGUCUCCAGGUGUAAAUUGAGAAGCGAAGGCUGCAAAGUGACACUCAGAACCUCACUGCCCAGGUCAUUUCUAAUAACAUAACAGGAAUAUUCAGCAAAAUAUGUGUUUGGCAGUGGAAAUUGAGAAAUGUGAAUAAUGCGAAACUUCCCCUUACUAAAAUAGCCCUCCAGGCCAUGCUCGUGAUUUGUGCUGUAUUUACUCUGUAUUUCCAUGUCCAGCGGAGAGAUAUCCGGAAAGAAAGAGAUGUGCGUGGGUGCGGCGGCUGUGCAUGCAGGAAAGUACGUGUGAAUGUAAGCGUUUUGCAUGGACAUUCUGUAAAUGUCGACAAAUCAUAAAGUCCUCCCGUUGUGUGUAUGGAUAUUGUAGUCUUGUUGUCAUGCCAAGCGUCUUACUCCAGUCAUAAGCUGGAUGUACAGAAGUGAUUUUAUUUUUCUAUAGAGUGGUGGGUAUCGAUUCUUUAAGAUGCAAUAGGAGACAUUAAUCCUGUAAUAUUUACAGUAGUAAAGAACAUUGCUUGAAGACAUGUUACAUGAAUUCUAAUUCAUUGAAUAGUAAAAUGUUCAUCUAUUCAUUUAAUUUCUCAAAAGGGUGUCAUAGGCAUGCCCCAUAAAAAUAAAGGUUUUUGUUUUUUGUAGGUUAGAAGACAAGGAUGUUUCCCCGUGAACACACUCCUAAUACUGGUUGCUUUACUCGCACAGAAGAAUCGACAUAACAUAACUGAUUGAAUUUACUUUAAAGCACUUUUCCUCUGUUUGAUUUUAAAGCUCUUAAUUCAGAAAUACAUUAAUGAAGGAAGUAAUGGCUACAGUCAGUUGAAAGGAUAAUUGGUGACUAACAGUGUAGAUGUAUUUCAACUGUGUCUGUUUGGCAGUCAUGUAGUGGAAGGAAAUGUUUUUGGAGAGUUGUAUGUUUGCUUCCCUUUGCUACGAUUUCCUUAUGUUGCUAUAUUUAAAUGUGCAGUUGCUGUCUAAUUUCAGUUUGAGAAAAGACUUAAAGACUUAAACAAUAGCUUGAAUAACUUCGUAUUGCACUGUAUGCAGAAGCCAUUUAUCAGGUAUUUUAAAGAAGUCUAAAACAUCUUUGUAACCUUAUAGGUUUGUUAUUGUAUCACUUGGGAGAAAGGAACUAAAUACUGUCUUUUAUUUAAAUGUAACUUAUUGUGGGCAGUAUUGGUUUAUUUGUAUCUAUGGGUGUAUGUGAAAAUGCAAUCGUGUGCAAGUUCCUAUCCAUCCUGUUGUUUCACAUGACUGUCAUGAAUUUGCAAGCUAGGAUAAAGUAAAGAGUUUGACCCACUGAGAAUUUAACUAUUUAUAUAGCUCUGUAUCAUAGUGGAGAAAUGAAAAGGAUGGUAAUAAAAGUAAAAGAAAUAAAAGUUUUUUUCUGGAGAUUGA
Messenger RNA from Micropterus salmoides (largemouth bass), 4901 nucleotides. RefSeq names its product RAB guanine nucleotide exchange factor (GEF) 1, like (gene rabgef1l). Gene Ontology annotation, biological process: vesicle-mediated transport. The transcript has 8 exons. Bases 843 to 2357 code for a protein of 504 amino acids. NCBI's taxonomy places the organism in Eukaryota, Metazoa, Chordata, Actinopteri, Centrarchiformes, Centrarchidae. Gene Ontology annotation, molecular function: DNA binding; small GTPase binding; zinc ion binding. The record is from RefSeq and is a predicted model, not a curated record. Gene Ontology annotation, cellular component: endocytic vesicle; cytosol.